This is a messenger RNA of Clavispora lusitaniae ATCC 42720, 2361 nucleotides long. RefSeq names its product Irs4p (gene IRS4). The record is from RefSeq and is a predicted model, not a curated record. NCBI's taxonomy places the organism in Eukaryota, Fungi, Ascomycota, Pichiomycetes, Serinales, Metschnikowiaceae. Gene Ontology annotation, molecular function: protein binding.
AUGAGUUCGGCCAAAGCAGCUGCUUCGGCUGCUUUUCGAGGCACGGCGCAAAAGCUGCGGCAAGAGGAGUUGGAGAAGGGGAAAGCCAAGGCAGAGGCAAGGACUGCAAUGAAAACUAUAGCCAAGUCAUCGUCUGUUAAAAUCACAAAAGCGGCACAGCCGACCACAAAGACUCCAAACACCGUUACAACAGCAAAGGAGAAUAGAACAACCAGAGGGAAAACAUUGAACAAAUCCACAAGCAACGCGAGUCUAAGGAGCGGAACAGGUGACAGAUCCAAUUCCACUGUGAGUAAAACACGCCCAACCAGCGCCUACGCAAAGCCACUAAGCAACAUUGACAAGGCGGAACAAGCAAAGUUAGACAGCUCAAAAAUUACUGAGAGUUUGCAGACAGAAGGUGGAUUGAGGCAACAAAAGGCUGUAGCAGAAACUGCUCGACCAGGACUGUCUCUGAAAGCAAACAUCAAUGACGAAAAAAAGGGUACAACUACAAACAGGCCAGUUGCCUCAGGAGGUCUGACAGCACAGACAAAACGCCCAAAUCUUCAUAUAACAACUAGUGGACUAGUGACGAAGGCAGAUGGGUCACCAAACUCAACGCCUAAAGCACAGCAAACACCUCAGCAAACUCCAAAGACACAAACAGCGGCAAAAAUACCAGCAACAUCAACACCGGCGACAAACUCAGCACCCCGGACCGCAAAAAGUACAGAAGAUUAUUUUAGCUUGCCCGUGGCAGCAGCAGCAGCAGCUCUGACUCCGCGGUCACCGCGUUCGCCUGGUGCCCUUUCCAUUUAUGGACCACUUUCCUCACAGUCAUCUCACCCGGCCACACCCCAAAGUAUGUUAGAACACGUGCGACUGUCAAUCAAUUCUAAAGCAAAGCUGGGCGUGGGGAAAGAUGCAGCACGUCGUUCGCUUGUUGCACUCAGCGAGUUUCGCAAUUCUGUAGAUCAGAAGCGAGCAAUGUCGCUGGCUCUUCAUGACAGUGCACUGUUUUUGGCACAACUUCAGGAUGAUGUACUGGUAGGGCUGGUAUCGAGCGGGCCAGAACUGGGCGAUUUCGCCGGCCGUACGAUUUACGGUGUCAAUACUUCGAACUCUUCCUUUGGCUCUUUUGAGGCGCUGUCGACAGCAAGUGACACAACGCAUGAUGCACCCAGGUUUACACUUACCCCACUGGAACGGACAGCACCAAUUCCUAUCCCGAAUGUUCCGGCUUCCGGUCCUGCUGCACAUAUCUCGGUUCCCGGCUCUAGCUCCGGUUCGACUCCUGGUGGACAAUUCCAAAAUCCAGGGACAAGCAUUGCGCCGUCGCCAAUUCCCAUUCCGCCAUCCCCCAAUGCUGUAGCUCGUGGUGCUGCGGCUACAGGCGAUAAUGUUGGCGCAUUUUCGCUUCAACUGCAUUCUGCUGAAGAUGUGAUGGAGCGGCCUCGCAGACGGAAACCACCUGAACCGAUGGAAACUAGUGGGUCGAAUGAUGAAGACUCAGAUGAAUUCCCACAGUUCCCGGAAAUUGGGGAGCGGCCCAAACACAGACUAUUCCAUCUUCGCCGUGGAAGAGAACGCGAAAUACUGCGAGAGAGAGCAGCACUGAAAGAGUUAGAGAGGGUUGCCCUGAGAGAUAGAGAAAAUAUGAGGGAACCUGAGCCUCUAUUUGAAAGAGAAGUACUGAGAGAGCGAGAUCCGGCUCGCAGCAGUGUGGAGUUGUCAGCACUUGGUCCCCCAGUUAUGCUGUCGCAAGUCAAGCUCAAAAGUACCAUGCGCAAAACCAGUCGACGCAAGGAAAAAAAAGCAUUUAAUGAGGAUAAACCGUGGAAAAAUCACAGCGAUUUGGACUACGUCUCAGAUCUGCAGCGUAAGAAAUAUGAAGCGCUCUGGGCGAGUAACAGAGGAGUAUAUUUGACCCGCGUCGUCACACGACUUGUGGGAGUAAAUUACGAGGAGGAUGAUUCGACGACAGCCGGUUUUGUACCAAAGGAUGCUUUGUCAGUACGUGAAAUUUCCGAACGAGCGGCCAGGCUUUCGUCCCAGUCACUAUCGACAGAUGUGGAUGAAGGAGAUGUAAGACAAUUGCACGGCCUUGACCACGUGGAAAUCCUGGAGUUGAUGCAUGCAGUGGUGGUUCUGCGGAUAUGGAGCCGCAGUAGACUUCCACAGGAAACUCUUGCCGCAAUAUGGGACCUCGUAGAUUACCGAAAGGAUGGAACAUUGAAUCGGGCAGAGUUCAUUGCAGGAAUAUGGCUUGUGGACCAGUGUCUUUACGGGCGAAAGCUUCCUAAACGAGUGCCACUGCUGGUAUGGGCAAGCCUUGGAAGCCUUGGUAUCAGCGUGAAUGUAAAGAAGAAGAGACGGUGA